Molecule: messenger RNA, 1733 nt
Organism: Ipomoea nil (Japanese morning glory)
Lineage: Eukaryota; Viridiplantae; Streptophyta; Magnoliopsida; Solanales; Convolvulaceae
Product: dof zinc finger protein DOF5.1
Exons: 2
Coding region: 140-1312 (390 amino acids)
Biological process (GO): regulation of DNA-templated transcription
Molecular function (GO): DNA binding; DNA-binding transcription factor activity
Source: RefSeq, a predicted model, not a curated record
AUUCUCAUUCUCUCUUGCUUUAUCUCUCUCUCUCUCUCUCUUUCCUCCAUUGUUGAUGUGAUUCUCCACUAACUUCACUACAAACCCAUCUAACUUUACAAAAAGAGGGAAGUAAAGAUCAUAUAUCAAGAACACAGCAAUGGUUUUUUCCUCUAUUCCAGCUUAUCUUGAUCCAGCCAACUGGCAGCAGCAGCUAAAUCAUCAAGUUGGAACGAGCAUCCAAACGACACAGCUUCCUUCUGCGCAGCCGGCGGCGGUGGCGGCGGCGGCGGCUGCGCCGCCGCCGCCGCAUGGAAGCGCGGGGACAAUCCGGCCGGGAUCCAUGGCGGAUAGGGCGAGGCUAGCCAACAUGCCAAUACCGGAGACUGCUCUGAAAUGCCCUCGCUGCGAAUCGACGAACACGAAGUUUUGCUAUUUCAACAACUACAGCCUCACGCAGCCGCGGCACUUCUGCAAGACGUGCCGGCGGUACUGGACGCGCGGCGGCGCGCUGAGGAACGUCCCCGUCGGCGGCGGUUGCCGGCGGAACAAGAGGAGUGGUAAGGGGGGUAGUAGUAGUGGCGGUGGUGGUAGCGCUUCCAAGUCUCCUUCUAACAGUAGCGAGCGGCAGGCGGGUAGUAGCAGUUGCAGUGGUGUUUCCACUAGCAGUAUUAAUAUAUCCGGGAAUUCCGCGGCCGGGUUGUUGGGCGGCGCGGGGCUCUCGCCGCAAAUUCCGCCGAUGCGGUUCAUGUCGCCGUUAGGUCAACUCUCCGAGCACUAUACCGCCGGGAAUGAUAAUAUUGGGCUCAACAUAAAUUACACCGGCCUUUCCGCCAUGGCAGGUCGAGACAAUUUUCCUUUCCAAUUCGGAAACAAUAACAACAACAAUAAUAAUAGUAAUAAUAAUAAUAAUCUACUCGGUCUGGGAGGCGGUGGCGGUGGCGGGCCUGGCGGAGGAGGAGGGCUUGCUUCGCUUUUGUCAGGUGGUAUUGAGCAGUGGCGGCUUCAAACACCGAUCCUCGGGGGACUGGAUCUCUCCCCAUCACCGGGACUGUACCAAUUCCCGGGAGGUCCAGAGGCGGCGCCGUCAGGUUUUCUCGGCGGCGAGGCCAGCGAAACCAGGCCCAAGUUCACGAGUUCUUCGAUGCUGACUACUCAGAUGGCGUCGGUGAAAAUGGAAGACCAUAACAAUCAAGAAUCAAGUAUGGCAAGGCAGCUGUUGGGGUUUCAACCGGGCAAUGACCAGUGGGGCGGCGGCGGCGGGGGUGCCGCCGCCGCCUGGAGCGACGUUUCUGCUAGUUUCACUUCUUCGUCCACCAGCAAUCGUUUAUGAUAUUGGUGUUAAAGCCGAGUACAGUUCAGCAUCCUGCCAUCUAAACGUGGGUUAAAGUUGUUAGCCAGUGAUCUGAUAAGCGUUUAAUCCUGACAAUUGGAAUGAAGUAAGAGUGUGUGGCCAAAACUCUCUUGCUUCUGCUCUUCAUGUAGUGAAGCUUUUGAAUUUUAUGAGUGAAGCUUCAAAGUGUCAAAUGGAUGCAGGCAUACACUACUUAAGAGCUGUUUGGGGAGGAUUCUGAUCUGGUUUUAACCCUAGAAGCUAAGAUUUGCUAGUCUUAAUUAUAUUUCUUGUUUUGCAUUUUAGUUUGUAGUGGUAGCUCUCUUUGUUGUAGUAUGUAGUGAAAAUGGUUGGAGAAAUUUGAGUGUUUAAUUUUAAUUUGGUGUUUCUUGUAGCAUUUAUUAAUGUUUUAUAAUUAGGC